This is a messenger RNA of Ipomoea nil (Japanese morning glory), 2814 nucleotides long. RefSeq lists its product as uncharacterized. NCBI's taxonomy places the organism in Eukaryota, Viridiplantae, Streptophyta, Magnoliopsida, Solanales, Convolvulaceae. The transcript has 6 exons. Bases 1 to 2814 code for a protein of 937 amino acids. The record is from RefSeq and is a predicted model, not a curated record.
AUGAGAAUAAUUGAUGAAUUAGCCAAAACUUGGGGAGUUUGGUAUAAUUUGGAUGAACACUAUAAUGGCCAUGUAAUGUUUUGGUUUAAGACUGAAGAGGACCGUGAUGUUGUGUUGAAGAAGGGUCCUUUUGCUGUGUAUGGAAAACGUAUGUUCCUUGAACCACCACCAAAAGAGUUCUCUGAGGCGUAUGAAGAUUACCGGUUCCUUCCAAUGUGGGUUAGACUCCCCUCACUGCCGAAACCUUGUUGGAACACUGGGGCUUUGAGCAAAAUCGCUGCUGCCAUUGGUAAACCUCUGGAAAGAAAUGUGGCUGCUGGGCAUGGGAAUGAGAAUGGUGAUACCGAGACUCAAGCUCUUGUAGCUACGGAUGUGUGUGAGGCUGUUGUGGGUGACGAAGAGGAUGUGGCAGAAAAGAGAACUGAUGAGGCAGCACUGGUGGUAGUCGAAGAUGGUACAGGAGUGCAAGAUAUUGUAGCUACACCUUUGCAACAACCUUUUGGAACUCCACAAGUCGAGGUGCAAUCUCCUCCACCACCUCUUGAGAUUGGAGAUGAGGCCGCAAAUGAGACAUCUGACGCAGAAAUUCCACAAGUUGAGGUGCAAUCCCCUCCACCACCUCCUGAAAUUGAAGAGGAGGCCGGUAACGACAAAGAAGAAGCUGCUUUGUCAAAAUCUGCUAGAAGAAAGGCCCGAAAGGCUAGGAAGGCGGCAGAAGCUGCCUUGAACCCUCCAUGCAACCUUGAGACUGUCUCUGAAGUUGAUCCGGAUCCACAGGCAGAAAAUGAAGAAGAAAAUGUUGUCACCUUACCCAUAGAGCCCUCUCGUGUGGUGCUGGGGCAAGAAGACGAUCCCCGCAAUCUAAGAAGCAAAAGAAAACAUCUCGGACAUCCCUGCCACUUGGGAUUAACAAAGUGGCUGGCGGCGGUGGUCGGCGAGCACCCACUCCGUUGCUCAAUGUUGAUCGGAACUUGGAAUAAUGGAUGGAAGCUUGCAACCAACUUCCAUGAUACUGUUGGUGGAAGGAUUCUUGUUACAUGGAACCCAGCGCUAGUAGACUGCUCAAUCCUUGAGACUGGACCUCAACAUGUCCACUGUCUCAUUCUAUGCAAGAUUUCUCAGAAGAAGAUUCUUUGUACUUUUGUCUAUGGCCUCUUUUCUGUAGUUGCGAGAAGGCAAUUAUGGGAGAAGAUUGAAGCACUUGGACUAUUGAUUGUUGAACCAUGGGUAAUCUCAGGUGACUUUAAUACAGUGUUAUCACCAUCUGAAAGAAGGGGAGGAAACGAACCAACUAGAUAUGAGCUUCAGGAUUUGGAGAAUUGCUGUGCGAACAUGGAUCUAACGGACUGCCCUUCUACUGGAAAUUUUUUUACGUGGAGAAAUAGGUAUAUGGAAGCCAAGCUGGAUCGGGACUUCAAAGUUACUCUUGAAAAUGUGUGGAGAGAGCAUGUGGAGGGAUCGAAGCAGUAUAUUCUGGCCAAGAAACUUAAGUCUCUUAAAGGACCUCUUCGCACUCUUAACAGAAAUGCGUUCAGCCACAUCUCGGAGAGAACCCGAGUCGCGAAAGAAGCCUACUCUGUUGCGCAAGAUGAGUUGGAUGUCCUAAACGCGAAUGAACAAGAGAGGGCUUAUGUUAAUGAUCUUCGGAAGAGGGCCUUGUUCUUGAUGGAGGCUGAAAGACGGUUCUUUGCGCAAAAAUUGAAUACAGUCCACUUGGUUGAGGCAGAUAAGGGAUCACACUAUUUUCAUAGCCUCAUAAAUAAAAGAAAUGCAGCGUCAACUCUAGCUGCAAUCCUUGAUCAAGAUGGGAACCUAACUACUUCACUCAAUCAAGUGGGCAGCUUGUUUGUAAAAUUUUUCUCUGAUUUAUUUGGCACCCCAAGAGAAAGGAAUGGAACGGACAAUACAUAUUUUGGCCAUGGCUCCAAUGUCUCUGCCGAUCAAGCUUUGAACCUUGUGGCCCCAAUCUCUAAAGAAGAAAUAAAGGAAGCUUUAUUCUCUAUGGGUAAUGACAAAGCUCCGGGGCCCGACGGGUACACUGCCGCUUUCUUCAAAGUUAAUUGGAACCGGAUUGGUUCACUGGUCAUAGCGGCAGUGAUGGAAUUUUUCAGAAAUGGGCAACUGUUGAAGCAAUGGAAUCAUACCGUUAUUGCCUUAAUCCCCAAGAAGAUGCACGAUCAAAGGGUCGAGGAUUUUAGACCAAUCGCGUGCUGCAAUGUUUUUUACAAGAUAACGAAGAUAAUUGCAGCACGCAUGGGACGAGUACUGCCGGACAUUGUGGACCAAGCCCAAGGGGCUUUUGAACUUAUAAGGGGAUAUUCAAGAAAAAGAAUAUCCCCGAGGUGCAUGAUAAUGGUGGAUAUCCGAAAGGCUUAUGACACUGUUAGCUGGGAUUUCUUGAAGGAGGUUCUGCAUGGGUUCGGGUUUCCGAGUAUCUUCACUGAAUGGAUCAUGGAGUGUGCGGGGAUUAAGGCAAGGGGACCCAUGUCCCCCAUGUUGUUCACGUUAUGCAUGGAAUACUUCACAAGAAUGUUGAAGGCCAAGACUGCGAGCCCGAUGUUCAAGUUCCACCCAAGAUGUUCUAACCUCCGCAUAAGCCAUUUGGCUUUUGCGGAUGACUUGAUGCUUUUUUGCAGGGGAGAUGUAAGCUCGGUGGGAAUAAUGAUGAAUGCGUUGAAUGAGCUCGAAGGGACCUCAGGGCUAGCGAUUAGUGCUACGAAAUCGAAACUGUUUUGUGCUGGGGUGCGUGAUGACCUUAGCUUCACACGCAUCCCUAAUGGCACCUUGCCUGUUCGUUACCUUGGGUUCCUUUAG